AAAAACAGGCCGAAUUCUAAAAUCAGGCCCAAUUCGUUGCCCGAUGCAUAUGGCAUAAACUCUCUACGUCAAAUCCGCAAUUUUGCAUUUUUUACCCAUCGACUAGAUCAAAAGGGCAGAUUGAGCACAAACUCCCGAGAAGUUAAACCUCGACUGUGAAAAUCAUGGUUUCCAAGGAACUUAUCUCCUUCUUCAUUGUGGCCACGCUCUCCUUCAAUCUCAGGGUUGAUGCUGAUCCAUCAGUCCCCAAAUCCCCUUUCUCCAUCGAUCUCGACACCCUUCAAGAUCAACUGAACUAUAAAUUUCAGAAUGUUGGAUUGCUUCGACGUGCUAUGACGCAUUCAUCAUACUCAGAGGAGAACAACAAAGCUUUGAGUAUUUUGGGAGAGGAAGUAAUGGAGACUUCAGUCUCAAUGCAAUUGCUGGUAAAAAACAUCGAUAUCUCGUCCAAGGAUCUGAACCAGGAGAUUUCUCAAGUGUCAAAGGUUGAGACUUCAUGUGCAGUGGAUGGAAAGAGGUUAGGUUUGCAGAACAUAGUUCGGGUUUCGUCCAAAACGAAUUCCACAACUCCAUCUGUCGUCUGUGGUGCUCUCCGUGCACUUUUUGGGGCAGUGGCAUUGGACACUGGCAGUGCAGAUGGUGCGGGGAAGUUGUUUUUGAAAGUUCAUUUGGAAGAUGCUGGGAAAGGUCGCAUUGGGGAUGUAAGGAACACACUUAAUAUGAUGAGUUAACACAAAUGCUAAAGGUACCCCAAAAUGUACCCCAUUUUUACCCCCACCCCCUAAUGUGUGGCCAUAAAUGGGGCAAUUCAUUUAAGUGGGGCACCACUUAAAUGAAUUGGCCCAUUUAUGACCACACAUUAGGGGUUGGGGUAAAAAUGGGGUACAUUUUGGGGUACUCCUAGCAAAACUCAUGAGUUAAAUGUCUCUAUGUGGUAGGCAGACUUGUCUUAUCUUUUGUUUGAAAGUUUUAAGUAGUUUUAUGUAUGUAAAUGUGAAGGAAGAUGGAUUAGACACUUGUUAGGUAAGCUUAGCAUAUGCAGUGAGCACUUUAAUUGUGGUGGAGUAACUGAGUAAUCUGCUUAACCUGUGAUAGGCAUGGACCGGUUCCGGUUCGGGCCCGGUUCGGGCCUGGGCCCGGCCGGGUCUCGGUUCAAGGAGGGGAGGCCCAGAACCGGCCCGGGUAACCCCCGGGUCUGGGCCGGUCCGGUUCCGGGCCGGUUGGCCCGGCCCGAGUCCACCCCUAACCUGUGAUAUUCCUUUAGAUUGCGUGUUUAUAUUGUCUUUAAUCUUUAUGUUAUUGUUAUUAUUAUUGUUGUUGUUGUUAUUAUUAUUAUUAUUAUUAAUUUUCUGGUCUGGUCUAAUUUGGU
Molecule: messenger RNA, 1369 nt
Organism: Cuscuta europaea
Lineage: Eukaryota; Viridiplantae; Streptophyta; Magnoliopsida; Solanales; Convolvulaceae
Source: the annotation of a GenBank genome assembly